AUGUGGUACCUCAACAUCAAGGCGGACCCGGUGGUGACGGUGCAGAUCAAGUCUCGGAUCCGAUCGAUGAAAGCCCGCGUCUCCACCGAGGACGAGCGCGCUCGGCUGUGGCCGAUGUUGACGGCGAUGUAUCCGGAUUUCGACAACUAUCAGGCCUGGACCGACCGGAUCAUUCCCGUCAUCGUGUGCGAGCCGCUGAAGAAA
Molecule: messenger RNA, 204 nt
Organism: Mesorhabditis spiculigera
Lineage: Eukaryota; Metazoa; Nematoda; Chromadorea; Rhabditida; Rhabditidae
Source: the annotation of a GenBank genome assembly